Messenger RNA from Carcharodon carcharias (great white shark), 6446 nucleotides. Its product is annotated as probable JmjC domain-containing histone demethylation protein 2C. Gene Ontology annotation, cellular component: chromatin; histone deacetylase complex. Gene Ontology annotation, molecular function: chromatin DNA binding; transcription coregulator activity; histone H3K9 demethylase activity. Lineage: Eukaryota; Metazoa; Chordata; Chondrichthyes; Lamniformes; Lamnidae. The record is from RefSeq and is a predicted model, not a curated record. Gene Ontology annotation, biological process: regulation of transcription by RNA polymerase II. Bases 399 to 6386 code for a protein of 1995 amino acids. The transcript is spliced from 23 exons.
CGGCUGCACAUGCCUCUUCCCAGGGGAAGAGAGAGAGAGGACGUUCAGAGGAGAUCCUAUACCACCACGCCUGUGCUUGCAUCAAGCUCUUAAUGAGGGCUGUGCCACAAGCAAUUAAGCUUGUCUUUUCUGUCUCCCAAGUGGUGCGAACGGUAGCUGCAAAUCACUGCUCGACAUUGUUAAAAAAGCUGAGAUUUUAACUGCCUUCAAUACCAGGAUUUCUCCAGAACACUCGGAACAAGACACUGAGGAGUCGAAACUCUGGAGAGUAGCCAGAUUUGUUAAUAAAUCCUUGCCUGAGUGAAAAGAUCUUCUAGAGCUUGAAGGUCUGCAACUUUUCAGUUGUUGAAGGAACUUCACUGAGUCAGAAAGGCAGCACCAUCUAGUGGUCACAUUGGAUGCAUGACCUUGUACCCAGUAUCAGCAGCGUGAUGAUCGUGAUGAACGAUAAGAUUCUCGAUGCUCACAGUGUGGAACCCGCUCUGAUCCGCGUGUCUGUCCGUGGAGAUGAGGGCCCAUCUCAGUGUGAAGGAAGCAGCUUCAGAACACCAUCUCAUCAAGGCAGCCCAGACAACAGCCAUAGACAAUUCACAAGUCUGCCCAUGAACUGUCAGUCCACAUUUCCAAGGCGAGCACAGGACCAAUACAGCGCUCCAAAGAACAGAAAAGGCUCCCUUGCCUGUGAGGAUUCAGCAAAGCACAGCAGAGAGGGCAAUAUAUCUUCUGAAGAAGCAGAGAUGAAAAAUCACAAGAGGAAGUUGAACCACAAUGAGGGAAGUGAUAUCAACUUAGCAAAGCUGCCAAGAACAUGCCAUAACUCUGAUGCAAGACUAGAAAAUGGCAACAUGCAAGUUCCGCUGGACACCAAGCAACUGGAUAGAAAGGAAACACCAUUGCCUCGACAUGAACUCCACAAACAAAUGGAGGAGAUGGGACAGGUAGUAUGUGAUGACAGAAACCAGUCUAAAACUUCUCCACAAGAAGAACAAUUUGUGGAAAAUAUGGCAUCGUUAUCCCAAGAGUUUGCAGGAAAGAAGAAAAAUGAUGGCCUAGUGGAAUUGAAGCCAAAUUGUUGCAGAAGUGAAAAGAGAUUGGUGCAAUCUUCUUGGAUAGGUGAUGACAACAUGUCCAUUCAUAAAAACUCCUUGACAUUUCGGAACCACCUGGAAGACAUUGAAAAGUCACCAGUGACAUUGCCCAUGUAUAAUCCAAAGAAUGAGAACUGGAGAGAUAGUCAUAGAUUAAUCAUUGGGCAAGAUGAUCAAAAAAUGGACAUCAUGAAAGGCCCUUUGCAAUCUUCAUUUGCAGGUCAAGUGUUGCACUGUUCAAAUGUUGAAUCAAAAGGAUUGUUGAGUUUACUCAGUCACUCAGGUUGCAAUAAAUCACCUGGCCAAGAAGAGGGGAAUGCCAGAGAUGCACUUUGUAAAGUUUCUACAACUUCCAUUGACAGUCUGCAGUUGAGACUGAGUUCCCAGCAGAACUUGCAACUCCCUUUACCUGAAGCCAACACAGCUGAUAAAUCAGAGAAGACAUUAUUGUUGAACAAGAAUGAUCCAUUGUCAUCAUACAAUGCAUCCAGAGCAUUGGAGGGCACAUGGCAUCCACUUUACUCUUCAGCUGUAUCUAGUGCAGUUUGUAGCCCUAUGCUUGCUUCGCAUGUGAGCACAGGCAUGGGAGCGAGCAGCUAUUCACAUUUAAAUACAAAUUUUCCACACUUAAGCACCAACCUACCCAGUGGAAAUCCAUCAUCUCUCUCCUCCGUGUUUACCAUAAAACCUCAGUUGGACUCCACAUACAGCAGCAGUCUUGGACCUCAGCUUUCUGCUUACAGUUGUUAUCAUCCAAAGCAUCUCCAGGCCUCUAGCCAGGCCCAACUAACCACAGCAUAUGGGCAGCUCAAUCCCUAUCCCAUGAUGUGGCAAAAUGUGAACAUGGACAUCCACUCAGAGCCAAGGUUGCCAGUCCCUCAUCAGGGUUAUGUGAAUGAGCAAAGCACCAUCAAUAUGGGCCUUCUGAACCCAUGGUACUUCCAUCAAUACCAGAAUCAAAUUGCUGACAAUCAACCAGCUGGUGGACAGUUUGCCAGCAAAUCAAACAGUAAGGAGCUCUUGGCAGCUUCGAGUUCAAAAGCACGUUCCACUUAUUUUUACCGAGAAGAUAUAAAUGGCACCGAGUUGUGUGGGGAUUUUUUACAUCCCUUUCCACAUAGUCUGAAAGUCCAAAGUACUCCAGGUUCAAAAGCUGACAUUCAGCCAGUAUCAGAGGUCCAGCUGUGUAACAAAUACCUGUUCAAACAGAACCUUGGUUCUCAUGACCCAAUGGAAGUGAGAAAUGAUAAGAGAGACAACUCAGUUAUGGUGGCAGAGACCAGAGACAUGAAGCCACUCUCAUUGGCCCAGAGGAAUGAGCAGAAGACCAAAUCUGGAGAGCAUCAUUCAGUCUCUCCAAAUCCCAGGCCAUCUUGGAACAGUAAAGUGUGCUCCACUUCUGCUUUGGACUUGACGUUGUUGAAAUACACUUCCAAUUUUGCCAGCAAGGUAGAACUUAACACUCAACACCAACUGUUUGCCAAUGAUGGAGUGCAAAGAGAUUUAAAUUUCGAAGCAACUUCCUUGUAUUCAGCAGUUGAUGAUACCAUUCUACAACAGUCGUCCUUACGUAGACUGCCAAGAGAAACUGCCCAGAAGAUGAAAGAUCACGAUGUCCAAUAUAAAACAUCCCUUUCAAUGCUUCAGCAGAAUUCAUUAGACAGUAAAGAGACCUUUCAAGACUUGAGUUGUGGUUACCUUGAAGAGAAAUAUGAUCUGGCCAAAGUCCAAGCUUUACCUCUACUUGCUGCACCAGUGGAGAUACAUCACCCCAGGCAGCACUCAUUGAUAAUGCCAACGUUGAAGGCUCCCACAUUAACUAAAAUUCCAAAAGAUGAUAUGAACAUAGAUUCCAAUGGAAAUUGCCAACAUGGAAGACUGGAGCCUGAGCAAACAAGUGACUUUUCUGGUAUUUCAAACAAAACUUAUGUUUGUAAUCAAAUACCCACUACACCCUGCCCUCGACCCUCUGCAAAACAAAUUACACUAGUUCCACAGAUGGAAUUAGGUGCAAAGAUAAACAAAGGCACGUACACCAUGACUGAGGUUAACAGGAACAUACAUCAGGAGGCGAACACUGGCUGCACUUCUUUUAAUAACCAAUGUCUCUCCAGCUCACCCACCCCCACCCCCACGCAAAGCAAUCAAAGUUUGGGACGCUAUAAAGCCAAUUUGUCUCCCUUAAAUGAUACCUUAAACACCAAAAGAAUUAGUCACGUAACCAGUCCCACGGAUUACUACACACCCAAAAAGUACAAGGCAUCCAGAACAGAAACUCCCUGUUCCAAGAAACUCUCCAAUGAGUGUCUGCAUUCUGCUGGGGAGAUGAGGACCAGUAGUGUAAAAAAGGACACGAAUUCACCAGAAAUACUACCACCCAGUGUUUCUCUGAUCAAGCAGCUGUCCAGUCAGAAUACUUCGAGUGCUGGGCCAUCUUUGCGGUCCAACCUGCACAAUUGCCACACAAAGUUGAAGAAAGCGUGGCUCACCCGGCACUCAGCACAAGACAACACGAGGAAGCAACAAGAAAGUCAUGGCGACGAAAAUGAGACACUUUCAGGACGUAACGUUUCCAAAGGGCUAGAGAUAGAACCUGCUGCCUUGCUAAAUAAUUCAAAUCAGAAGGAAGAAAGCAUUAAGAGGCUAGCAGCCAAAAUGAGCUGUGACAGUGAGUAUAGUGACCUGGCAGAGAAUAGACACUGGCUUAGGACAAGGAGAGAAGGCAAGCUUGCAAACCAGCACAAGUCAGGUCAAGCCUUGGAGGAGAAGGUGAGAAACAGCAGCAAGGAGGACGAAGAACUGAGAGGAGAUCGAACUCUGAGCAGAAAACUGGACAAAGAAAGUGGCCAUGUUCAGAAUGAUCAAUCGGAUGUGCCAUUGCCCAUGCUUAUCAAGAGUGCAGGAGAUUCCUUCCUCCAAGAUGUCCCCUGCACUGAACUUUUCACCAACAUCCCUCGCUGCCGUGAUUGCUGGCCAAGUCGCACUAGAAAGGGACAAGAUUUCCCUCCACUAUACUCUUCCUGCAGGUUCAUGCAUCUCCGCAGGUUGUCCGUCAGCAGGAAUGGAGGUCUGAAGGUUGAAGGAUUCUCCACAGAAGACCAGGUCAAUGAAGAAGCUCCACUGGAGCCAGUGGCCCAUGCCACAGGGACUGUCUUGGACCCUGAAACCUCAGCCUACAUCUUGACACAUGUCGGCGAUCCAUUUUGUGAACUUGUGCUGGCCGAACAAAGAUUGCUCAAGCAGAUCAGCGAAAGCUAUGAUGGGGCCAUUGCCUGUAAAGCUGCAUUUGGAGAGAAGGAAGAAACCUGUGACAGCUGUCACUCUGUAGUGUUUAACCUUCACUGGAUCUGCCCGAGGUGUGGUUUCUUCGUUUGUAUGGACUGUUUUGACCUGAAGCAUAAAAAAAGCGUGAGGAACGAAAAAGAACGAGGAGAGGAUGUGGCAGCCUGGCUUAAAUGUGUUAAGGGACAAAAUCACGACAUAAAAAGCUUGCGUCCGACACAGCUAGUUCCCAAUUCUGCCUUGAUGAGCCUGUGUGAAAAGAUGCACAGCAGCAAGAAGAGACUGGGCAUCAAGUCAAACUGCACUUGCGUUGAUGGAGAUAUGAAGUGCCCAAAAAAAGCAUCUGGCAUGAGCAACAGUCCCAAGUCACAGGCUAAAAGCAAUGUGGAACUGACUCAUUCCCUGACUGCUAGAGAGGAGUCUGCCAAAUCCACGUCUACAGCAGAACUCAGCCAAGAGUCAAGCAGCAACCACGUCAGCUCCAGCUCCCAAUCACCACUGCACUGGCUGGCAGAAUUAGCUUCACAGAAAGCCAAACAGGAAGCAAAUGAAGUAGAAGAGGCGCCAUAUCGCAGGUACAGAAAUGCAUCAGUGAGCAGCAGCCUGACUGACCAGAGAGCAAGGUCAACAGAGCAAUCCUCAACCUUGUGUGAUCUGCUCACCACUACAGCGGGGAAACUGCGCCUGGGAUCCACAGAUGCUGGCAUUGCAUUUGCCCCGGUCUACACAACAUUAAGCAAUUGCAAUAUGGCAAAGCAGAGCAUGCCAAACAUUCUGGAUGACAUAAUUGCGUCGGUGGUGGAGCAGAAAAUCCCAAUCACCAAAUCACCAAGGCAGAGCAAGGAAGGUGCUGUUCCAAAGCAGACCCAAGAGGAGGAUGCUAAGAGUCCUCAUUCAUGGCUUUCCAAAGGGAUUUGUCCCUGGUUUCAGAGCCCCAAUAAUAAGAAGAACUGGAAGCUGUUCCAGGAAUACUGGAUAAAGGGCCUGCCUGUGAUAGUAUCAGGGGUCUUGACAGCAACUGACAGUAAUUCCUGGACACCUGAAUGCUUGAAGGAGAAGCUGGGAGAACAGAGUGUCAGCUUGGUUAACUGCAGGGACCAGUCUGUCCUGACCAGGGCAAGGAGCAAGGAAUUCUGGCAAGGAUUCAAAACCAACUCUGACUGCCACAGGCCCAAAUCUAGAGGCACAAAGAUUUUGCGGUUAGAUUAUUGCACUUCAGAGAAGGAAUUCAAUGAACGGAUGCCUGCUCAGUUUGAUGAGCUUCACAGACACUUGCCAUUACCAGAAUACACCAGGAAUGAUGGAAAACUGAACCUUGUAUCCCGAUUUCCAGAAGAGACAGCGAAGUCCCAGCUGGAACUGAGGGUGUGCAGUGUAUACGGGCUCAGGCUGGAUGAUGGCAAUGCAGGAAGCACCAGCUUGCGUCUGGAACUGACGGACACCAUUCAUGUCCUGGUCCAUGCAGAGCCGCUGCAGGAAGACCGGGAUGCGCUCGAAAAAGUGAUUCUCGCUGGAAUGGAGGGAGAUAUCGUGGACGAUGCAGCAAUGAGGAGACUGAAAGACUCGAGUGAGAGGCCUGGGGCCCUCUGGCAUAUUUACAGCAGCCAGGACACAGACAGGAUAAGGAAGUUUUUGCAGAAGGUGGCGGAUGAGGGAGAUACCAAGGCUGUUCCUGGUCAGGAUCAAAUAUGCAGACAGAGGUAUUACCUGGACCAGGUUCUACGGACAAGAUUGUUUGAAGAAUGUGGAAUCCGCAGCAGAGUUGUGUUACAGUUUGGGGGUGAUGCAGUCCUCAUUCCUGCAGCAACUAGUUAUCAGGUACACUAUUUCACCAAUUGUAUUACUGUGACCAAAGCGUUUGUCUCUUCAGAGCAUGUCAGAUGUUCCUUGCAAAGGCAGCCAAUAUCAGAACGCGAAUCUUGGACAGCAGAGAUGCAGAAGCUGCAGAUGAAGACUCUGCUCUACAACACUGUGAAGGACUGUGUGCAUUUUCUUCACGUUGUACCAGUCAGCUGAAACUGGAAGAAGCCCUUCUGCUGGACUGACUUUAAAAAUUAAAUUUAUGUACAUUUCUAA